This is a messenger RNA of Rhipicephalus sanguineus (brown dog tick), 1866 nucleotides long. RefSeq names its product protein Skeletor, isoforms B/C-like. The transcript has 15 exons. The record is from RefSeq and is a predicted model, not a curated record. The coding region runs from base 1 to 1866 and encodes 621 amino acids. NCBI's taxonomy places the organism in Eukaryota, Metazoa, Arthropoda, Arachnida, Ixodida, Ixodidae.
AUGGUUGCCCAGACACCGAUGAUCCUGCUCCUUGUCUGCGCUCUCGUUUGCCAAGGAGCCGCAGCCAGUGCGAAGCCGCUGGAUGUCUGGUACCUGGGCAGCCUGGACUCCGGCUUGCACGGCAUCAGAGGGAAGGUCUACGCGGCCUCUGGAGACACGCUGGUGCUCAGGGGCUUCAGCUACGACGGUCGAGCGCCAGGAGCCCGCUUCAUCAUCGGCAGAGGAAACUCACCCGACGGGAACGGCAUCGUCGUGAAAGAUGACGCUGGCAGCUUCGAGGCACUCAAGGCGUACCGUAACCAGACGCUGGUGCUCAAGCUGACGGCUGGUAACAAGAUAACCGACUUCAACUGGUUCAGCGUGUACGACAGAAAAGCAAAGAGGAGCUUUGCUCACGUUGAAAUUCCGGCCAACCUACAUCUGCCGAGGGCGAGGACGGUGGCAACGCACAUGAUUGGCGACCACGCCAACGCGACCGCCAUCGUCAUCGAGGACAAGAACACGUUGCUGCUGAAGAACUUCUACUUCGACGGCUCGGUACCAGGCACGCACUUCCUAGUUGGAAAGGGUAACGAGCCAGGACUCUCGAAAGGGAUAAUCCUGCAUGAAAAAGGAAGUAACAGCGCAUUAGGAAUGUACGCCGGCGCGAACCUGCGUCUCACGCUUCCCAAGAACAUGACCGUGGACGACAUCGACUGGUUCGCGGUCUCCUGCGCCAACUGCACCAGGCCUCUGGUGCACGGCGCCAUACCGAAACACAUCAACGUGCCCGUCAACGCAAGGUUGAUCAAGAGGAAGUCACGACUGGGUCUGCUGAGGAUUCGGGCCCAGCCUGCCAACCCGGGCGACUUCAAGAACUGCGAGACUGUCUACAAAGACGUGAUACAAGUGGGAUGGCACCUGGACGCAGACACCAUCACUUUCAACGUGCGCGCAGUGGCCGCUCUCAACAUGUGGACCGCAUUCGGCCUCAGUGGCGCUGACGACAAAAGCAUGAUGGAGGGCGCUGACGUCGCCGUGAUCUCCGUCAUUCCUCCGAACAACAAGGUCACCGUGGAAGACUAUUACUUGACGGAGAAGACUCAGUGCUCCGGCAAGGACGGCGUUUGUCCGGACACUGUGCAGUCCGGCACCAACGACCUGACGGUCAAGUCGGCCACCUUCGCCAACGGUAUCGUCGACGUGGUGUACUCUCGCAAACUGGACACAGGGGACGCCAAAGACAAGGUCAUAAAGGCUCAGGGACAGACGGCCGUGGUUGCGGCGCAAGGUCCGCUCAACGAGGCUCAAACGGAUACCGUGCUCUACCACACCGCGGUAGUGACCAGAAAUUACGUCACCCUGGAAUUUGCGAGGACCACCCCGGCACUCAACUGUCCGCCGCUGCCGACAGCGCCGCAGCCGCCUAUUCCCGGCGGUGGAAGCACAUCGAAGUUAUUCGGAGGACACGACAUGAUUGGAGUCACCAACUUCACCGCCUCCAUUGGACCCACAGGGGGCGAGAAGUUUGGUUAUCAGGCAAUCACAGGCAUGCCCGGGUGGGGCAUCUCGUGGUGGAUAAACGGUGAGCUCAUCCCUGUGCUGCACGUCGAACGGGGGAAGACGUACACAUUCAACGUGCAAGGCGGGGACAACGUUAACAUUAGCGCCAAGUACCAUCCUUUCUACAUCACCGACAGCAACAAAGGCGGCGGCUCGAAGGUGCUACCACCGGAUGCGAUCGGCAAACCGGGCAAUUUGCUGUAUGCUGGAGUAGUCAUCGACCCUGCCGUGAACGCCAUCGACCCCAGCAAAGACACGACGUUUGUGUCGCUGGAUUUAGAUUGGAAAGUUGAACGCUAUGGUAAAUUUGGUCAGGGAGUCUGA